UUAGAGCGAAACAAGUAUAUAACCUAGCGUCGGAGGGAAAAGAAAGGAAGUCAGCUAUAGUUCGGGAAGCAUCAAUCGCGUGAAUCUUUCCACGUAAACUCGAUCUUACUCGUCAAUCAUGUAAUUUGUUUUUUUCCUGGUAUGAAAUCGUAAAAAGUUACAUAUUUUUCACUGUUCACAAGUCACCUUGGGGGAGAAGAUUCACGAUUGACCUCCCUGCAUGAAAAGGACAAGGCAAAGGCCUACUUUCGCGCGGCCACGACAACACAACAAUGACAGGUGACCUAAGAAAUUAUCAGUCGCAAUGGGAUCAUCUCAGAGCGUGGAAAUACCAGGAGGUGGUACAGAAGGUUAUCACGUAUUGGGGGUUCAGGAAGGCUCACCUGGGCAGCAGGCAGGAUUGGAAGCAUUCUUUGAUUUUAUUGUAGCAAUUGGGAAUACUCGACUGGAUCAAGAUAAUGACACUCUGAAGGAACUCCUAAAGGCUAGUGUGAACCAGAAAUUAAUAAUUACAGUAUACAGUAGUAAAACAAAGUCUGUAAGGCGGACUCACAUCGUACCAAGCAUGACAUGGGGUGGACAAGGAUUACUGGGUGUUAGUAUACGUUUCUGCUCAUUUGAAGGUGCCAAUGAAAAUGUCUGGCAUGUACUUGAAGUACAUCCAUCUUCUCCUGCAGAACUGGCUGGUUUACGGCCGUUCACCGAUUACAUCAUCGGUGCGGAUUCUAUCCUACACGAGAGUGAGAAUCUGUUUACCUUGAUCGAAGCUCACGAAUCACGACCACUGAAACUAUAUGUAUAUAACACUAUAGACGAUUACUGCAGAGAAGUGACUAUUACUCCUAAUAAUACCUGGGGUGGGGAAGGAAGCUUAGGGUGUGGGAUAGGAUAUGGAUAUCUGCACAGAAUACCAGUUAGGAGUGUACUAGAGCAGAAGCCUGCCAAUUCAUAUACGAAUACUAUGAAGGUCGCUAUGCAAGAUCAAAUGCCAGAAACGACCGUUACCAUCGUCAUGUCAGGAAAUAGUCCAGCUGUCAAUAUGUCACCUGGAUUAUCUGGUCCACCAAAUUAUAUUUCGGUAGAUAGCUCCGUGAAAAAUCUGGAAGCUGAACAGAAAACUGUACCACCUCAAACCAUAGGAGCAAGUUCGAAAAUACAGACUACGAGCCAAGUCAAUUUCAGCGGCGUUGUUGCUAGUUCUAGUGCCGGUGCUAGUAUUAAUGCUGGUGCAGCAGUCGGUGCCGGUGUCGGUACGAGUGCUGCUGGCGGUAUCGGUACUAGUGGCUACACACCGAUUAGCCCAGUAGCCCACAUGUUUUCAAACCAGCCUGCGGUCAGUUUUACGCCUGGUACUUAUCAAGCAACUCCCAACAUUCCUGGUAUGCCGGCCAGUCCAGUUUUACCAACGGGUCCUUACGAAGUUACAACAACUCCGACGUCACCAAUCAAUCUCGCAGAACUGCAGAAAGAUCAGAAUCCUGCUUAUAGCGCGACCGUUGCUGCUGCUGGAUUUCAUAUGCCUCAAUCUCAUGUUGUAACAACACCGAUCUCACUGCCUGGAAUGCCGCCUAUCACGGUUAGCGCUUCUCUCCCGCAAAAUACUUCCUUCUAUCCGACUGUUCUUCAACAAAAUCAAUUGUCUAAUACCAAUACUACCGCCGCAACCACAACCGCAUCACCGUCGUUAACGUCGAUGUCAACAUCGGCGCAAUAACGGACACACGUUUUCCGAUUAAACGAACCAGCGUGACUUUCAAGCGUAAAUUUCACACUAAUAAAGCAUUAAAUACACCGGCAAAAAGAAAACGUGAUCGGUAUACCUCGCCUGUUCUACUCUCGCAUACGUUGCGACGAUUCAACAGCUAUAUUUCGUUUCUUAAUGAGUAUCAAGAAUGUGAUGCAUAUAGUAAAUUUUUUAAUGUGUACUAAAGGAUAGUAUAAUAUAAUAUUGUACAUAAAUAAAGUAUAUAUAA
Molecule: messenger RNA, 1973 nt
Organism: Odontomachus brunneus
Lineage: Eukaryota; Metazoa; Arthropoda; Insecta; Hymenoptera; Formicidae
Gene: Grasp65
Product: Golgi reassembly-stacking protein 2
Exons: 9
Coding region: 305-1714 (469 amino acids)
Biological process (GO): Golgi organization
Cellular component (GO): Golgi apparatus
Molecular function (GO): protein binding
Source: RefSeq, a predicted model, not a curated record